AUGAAGCUUCUCGCAUUGGCUCUUGCAGCCAGCAGCACGGCAGUUGCCGCCCAGCAGGACUUCAACAUCUUCCAGCACAUUGGCGGCAAUGCGCAAUGGUAUCCGGGCGAGGAGACAACCGGCAUCUCAUCCGAGGUGCCUGAGGGAUGCAAAGUUGAUUUGGCAGCUUUCUUCUCUCGCCAUGGUUCGCGCUACCCGGACAGGGGGGCCUACAACGGAUGGGUAGAAUUCUCAAAGUACAUCCAGGCCGCCGGUAACUUCACCGUCACCAACCCCAAGCUUGCUUUCCUCAAGACUUGGAAGCCUGUCUUGUCCAACCCCGAGGCUCAAAUUGCCAAUCUGAGCCCAACUGGCUGGAAGGAGCUCCACGAGAUGGGCACCACCUGGCGCCUUCGUUACCCCGACUUGUACGAGUACAACACUCCCUUUACCAUGUGGUCCAACUACUACACCUCCGGGCCCCGUGUACGAGACAGCGCUCGUCUUUUCGCACAAGGCUUUGUUGGUCCCAAUGCCACCGACCUCACCACCAUUUAUGCUCUUAAUGCAAGCAAUCCUGCUAGCUGGGGAAACUCUCUCGCCCCUAGCGACCUUUGCAAGGCCUACGACGACGAAGGCGGUAGCCCUGUCAAGCCAGUAUGGGACUCGAUCUACCUAACACCAAUUGCCGCAAGGCUCAAUUCCCAGAUCCAAGGAGGCUUGAACUUGACCAACGGCCAAGUCGAUCAAAUCCCAUAUCUGUGCGGGUUCGAGACACAGAUAACUGGCCGGCGUAGCCCAUUCUGCGACAUUCUGACCGAGGAAGAGAUUCUGCAGUACGAGUAUGCUCAGGACCUGCGCUACUGGUACGGCACGGGUCUCGGCUCAGAUAUCGAGAAAUACCAGAUGCUACCAGUCAUCGAUAUGGCUGUACAGCGGUUUGUCGAUGGUCCGAAUGCAACCUACAAGACUGUCAACGGGACCUUCGCUGCACCUAACAUCAUGGCCAACUUCGCAAACGAUGGACAAAUCAACCAGCUUGCUGCCAUGAUUGGUGUGUUUGACAGCCAGCCUCCACUUCCCGGUAACGUGUCGCUCUCUGAUCGCCUGUUUCGAUCCUCUCAAGUAGUCAAGAUGCGUGGAACAGUUGCUUUUGAACGCUUGUCAUGCCCAGCCGCUGCUCCCAACAGUACCUACGUCUACCACCAUAGGCGUAACGGCACAGCUCUGAACGAUGUGUACAUACGCAUCCGCAUCAACGAUGUUGUUUACCCUGUCACAGGAUGUAUUAGUGGGCCAGGUUCUUCCUGUCCCUUGUCCCAAUACCAGCAAAUCAUCCAGAGAAAGCGAGCUGAGGCUGGCGAUUUUACCAAGAUUUGCAACAUGACUGAUGCCAAUCUUGCUUCUCAGCCAAAGGCGACUUUCUUUUUCGACAACACACUACCUUGGCAGGUAGUUGUCAAGGCCUGA
Messenger RNA from Bipolaris oryzae ATCC 44560, 1449 nucleotides. RefSeq lists its product as uncharacterized. NCBI's taxonomy places the organism in Eukaryota, Fungi, Ascomycota, Dothideomycetes, Pleosporales, Pleosporaceae. Bases 1 to 1449 code for a protein of 482 amino acids. Gene Ontology annotation, cellular component: fungal-type cell wall. The transcript is spliced from 2 exons. Gene Ontology annotation, molecular function: acid phosphatase activity. The record is from RefSeq and is a predicted model, not a curated record.